Molecule: messenger RNA, 1278 nt
Organism: Diplodia corticola
Lineage: Eukaryota; Fungi; Ascomycota; Dothideomycetes; Botryosphaeriales; Botryosphaeriaceae
Exons: 2
Coding region: 1-1278 (425 amino acids)
Source: RefSeq, a predicted model, not a curated record
AUGGCCAACUCCAUAUUCUCACCAAAGCGCAAGUCUGCCGCCAUGGCAGAUGGUGAGGCUCAAAACGAAUCCAGCGACCAGCUGCUCAUCAAGGACGAAUUAUGCUCUGACUGUCACCGCGACCCAUUAGGAAGUCUCAGCUUUGGCCGCCAGCAUACACCCACACACAAUCCACCCAGCUGCACACUUCCACAUGAUACCAUGCACAGCCCCAUCAAUAGUCCCGGAUCCCCCAUUCUCGGCUCACUAGAUGCAUCCCCACCACCACCAUCAGCCCGCAUCACCUCAACCGCCAAGCUCACUGCGCUCCGAGCCGCUGCGGCUACCAAGCACGGAACCGCCAAAGCUACCGCCUCGGCAUCAAUUCAACCCAACACCCACCUCGGCCCGCUCGAUCAACGCUCCCAGAUCGCGCAGCGGGCUUCGCAUGUUGAGAAGCCAAGCACUCGCCGUCCAACCCCCCUUCCCACCACCGCGUCAACACCAUCAUCGAAGCAGCCCUGCGCGCUCAACGCGUCUACAUCUGAGAUAUGGGCGCCCCUAUCAUCUGAAUCACAGGGUGACUCGGCAGACUGGUACGCUUGGCAACCUCGGCACUAUACUGAUCCAUCUCGGGAUCAGAUUCACAAGCGGCUAAAGACUGCGGGGCAGAAGUCGGUAGCCCAGAGCGAUGAGCUCGAUGAGCUACCGGAGAAUGAGAUGACGAAGGUAACGAACGGGAUUGGCGGGCAGGCGGUGCCGAGGAAGGAGUAUGAAGACCAGCGAGGACACCAUCAUGAGCAGCACGAACGUCAUGACCAAGGCGACGCCCAAAUUGCCCCACAGCAGCAGCAGCAGCAGCGCCGCGAGGAUCACGGUAAUCCCAAGAGCAACCAAGAGCAACAAAGGCGGACGCAAGUGCGAGUCGACCAGACGCCGCCGGCCCGGCAAUUGACCCAAGAGCAGCAACAGCGCCCGGCACCAGCCCGACAUCACGUCACUGAAGAGGAAUCACGCACUACCCCGGCCCCCGCAUACCAUACCGCUCCGCCGCAGCUGCAGACGCUCAGCGGUGCCGUCCCGUCAUCGCAAAACUCGCUGGACGUACAGAAGCUCAUGACGUGGUCGUUGGAUAGAGAACUGCUGCCGCGGGUUCGGAAGGUCACGCACACGGUGACGACGGUGGUCUAUGAUUUCGAGCCUACCAGUACUGGUUUUGGUGCUACCAUCGAAACGGUCGAAGGCGGUACUGUCCGUCGGCAGCGCGAAGGCAACAACGCGGUACGUGAUUGGGGUUGA